ACCAUGUUAAACAGACGCUGUGGUCCUCUUGAAUUGCGCGGGAGCCUCGUGGUUGAGCUUUCAUCCACACAAUAAAACGCGCUCUAGUUUUUCUUCUUACUGUUAACACAGAUAACAGAUAGGGUUUUUUCCCUAGCUCAGUGUUUGGAUAAAAUGUAAUUACGCUCAUGUUGGCAUGUACGGCUGGCACGACGCCACAAUGAGAUCAGUUCAGUCUGCUGCUGUUACCGUUUUUACAUCGGAUUUAUAUUUGAUGUGGAUAUUGUUCACUAUAUCGAUAACAACAAUCAAAGCAGGUCUGGAGCGCAGGCCUUCAGAAGACUGUCCACUGGGUCACUUUCCUUGUGGCAAUAUGAGCAUCUGUCUGCCACAGGUUCUGCACUGCAACGGCCAAAACGACUGUCCCAAUGGAGCUGACGAAGACAACUGUGGAGAUAACAGUGGCUGGGCAGAUCUCUUCGACCGGACUUUUAAAAGGGUUCAUCCACAAGAUCUUGCUACAGACUGCCAAGUGGAGCAGUACCCUGAUCGCUGCCGGUGCAUUAACACUGAGAUCCACUGUGUGCAUGUCAGCUUGAGAUCCAUUCCACAGGUGUCAUCGAAUGUUACCUCCCUGUCGUUGAAGAGCAACAAGAUUUGCGUGCUACCCGAUGAGGCUUUCAUCAAAUACAUAAAACUACAGAGGCUGUUUCUCCAGGAUAACUGCAUUAGUACUGUUUCCAUUCAUGCUUUUAGUGGUCUAUAUAAGCUGCAAAAACUAUCUUUGAGCCAGAAUUGCAUCUCCUUGCUAUCUCCUGGAGUGUUCAGCGAUCUUCAUAAACUUAAGUGGUUGAUUUUGGAUGACAAUCCCAUAACAACAAUUACAGCCAACACAUUUACUGGCCUGAGUUCCCUCUUCUUCCUGUCAAUGGUGAACACCUUUCUAGAGCAGCUUCCACCCACCAGACUCUGCAGCCAUAUGCCCUUUCUCAGCUGGCUGGAUUUCGAGGGAAACUGUAUUAAAACUUUGGGCUUGUCAACUUUACUCAGUUGUGAACAUCUGACUGUGCUGUCACUGAGAGCCAACCUCAUCAAGAGUCUGCCAGAGAACACCUUGUCUCUGCAUACGAUGGAAGACCUGGAUCUGUCCAGUAACUUAAUAAAGGAACUUCCAGUCAGUAUAUUCAAGGAUUUACCCUCAUUGCAGAUUCUGAAUUUGUCCCAAAACCCACUGGACCAUAUCCACCCAGGCCAGUUUAAGCCCCUAAUUCAGCUCCAGUCUCUGGGCCUGGAGGGAGUGGAGAUCCCAAAUAUCCAGACAAGCAUGUUCCGCCCCAUGUAUAACCUCUCCUACAUAUAUUUCAAGAAGUUCCAGUACUGCUCUUAUGCCCCACAUGUCCGAAAGUGUAAACCGAAAUCAGACGGGCUCUCGUCUUUUGAAGAUCUGCUUGCUAAUGUGGUUCUUCGUGUCUCCGUGUGGGUCAUGGCUUUUAUCACCUGCUUUGGAAACCUCUUUGUCAUCGGGAUGCGGACAGUCCUGCGGGCUGAGAACAACCUGCAUGCUCUCUGCAUCAAGGUUUUGUGCUGUGCAGAUUGCCUGAUGGGGGUCUAUCUUUUUUUUGUGGGGGUCUUUGAUGUGAAGUUCCGUGGCGAGUACAACAAGAAUGCUAAGCUGUGGAUGGACAGCCUGGAGUGUCGUAUCAUCGGCUUUCUGGCUAUGCUGUCCUCUGAGGUUUCCGUCAUGAUGCUCACUUAUCUGACCAUGGAGAAGUUCCUAGUCAUUGUUUUUCCUUUCAGCCACCUGCGACCGAGCAAAUGUCAAACAUUUACCAUUUUAACCUCUAUAUGGCUGCUGGGUAUCUCUAUAGCUGCAGUGCCUCUGCUUAAUGAGGAGAUGUUUGGGAAUUAUUACGGACACAAUGGAGUGUGUUUCCCUCUUCACUCUGAAGGUCUGGAAAAGCCCAUUGCAAAGGGAUAUUCCACUGGAAUUUUUCUUGGACUUAACCUGGUGGCCUUCCUCAUCAUUGUCGUGUCCUACUCCAGCAUGUUUUACUCCAUCUAUAAGACUGGCAUCAAUGCCACAGAGCUGCGUGGACGGCUGCACAGGGAUGUGGCAAUGGCGCACCGCUUUUUCUUCAUCGUGUUCUCUGAUGCCCUCUGCUGGAUUCCCAUUUUCCUGGUCAAAAUCCUCUCCCUGCUGGAAGUUAAGAUACCAGGAACAAUAACGUCUUGGGUAGUGAUUUUUGUCCUCCCCAUCAACAGUGCCUUGAAUCCCAUCCUGUACACUCUGACCACCAGUUUCUUCAGAGAGCAGGUGGAACUUUUAUGGUGUCGGUGGCAUAGACAGCCAAGACUCAGACAGGACCGCAAGAGCCUCACCAACUCUGUUAUACACACUGACCCCUCAAGGUCUUCUUUCUACCAUCACAGCUACAACCCACAGACAUCUAUUUUAGACAAAGAUGGCAGGUACAGGUGAAGAUGUUCUAUAUUAUGGAAGUUGCAUUUGUCUGUAGUGGAUCUACAGAGUUUUUGGAGUGAUAGAGCACAAUGACAAUAUCUUGGUAAAGCCUCUUCACUGAUGAAUAAUCGUGGAUUGUGAUCAGAUGCUAUAAUGAAGGCGGUCAUUAGAUAUCUAAAGAUAUUAUGGUUGGACAAUAAUAAAAAAAGCAUUAAGAUUAAACAUAAAGUGCAAGGUAUCCUGACACUGUGCUCUCACGUUACAUCAUAAACGGCGUUUAAAAUGAAUGAAUCCGUUAUAAACUUGCUAGUCCAUUUCAGAUCAUAAACGGGUCUGUUUUAUGAGAUGUGUCUUAAGACACAAUUGUCUUAUGUUUGGUUGACUUUUAAACUGCAACAGCCAACAGUGGGCAUAUAUUUGUAUUUUGCAUAUGUAUAUGUUGAGUUGUUCCUUUUUUAUAGUGUAAAUGUAUAUUAAGUGACAAAAAAAAAAGUCAGAUCCCAACAAAUGUUGCAUGUUGUUUUCUCUGGAAAGAAAAUAUUGCAUUUUAAUUAUUUGACAUUUGU
Messenger RNA from Cyprinus carpio (common carp), 3006 nucleotides. It is a transcript of the gene rxfp2b, whose product is annotated as relaxin family peptide receptor 2b. Gene Ontology annotation, molecular function: G protein-coupled receptor activity; protein binding. Gene Ontology annotation, cellular component: membrane. Lineage: Eukaryota; Metazoa; Chordata; Actinopteri; Cypriniformes; Cyprinidae. The record is from RefSeq and is a predicted model, not a curated record. Gene Ontology annotation, biological process: G protein-coupled receptor signaling pathway.